This is a messenger RNA of Chiroxiphia lanceolata (lance-tailed manakin), 1027 nucleotides long. Its product is annotated as zinc finger protein 239-like. Bases 1 to 825 code for a protein of 274 amino acids. Gene Ontology annotation, biological process: regulation of transcription by RNA polymerase II. Lineage: Eukaryota; Metazoa; Chordata; Aves; Passeriformes; Pipridae. Gene Ontology annotation, molecular function: DNA-binding transcription factor activity, RNA polymerase II-specific; RNA polymerase II cis-regulatory region sequence-specific DNA binding. The transcript has 2 exons. The record is from RefSeq and is a predicted model, not a curated record.
AUGGAGAGCCCGGAGGACAAAUCCCCCCGGCAGACCCUGGUGGGAGAGGCCGUUUUGAAGGGCUCCACGGCGCAGGAAGGCAGUGGGGAGGAAAAGGGCCAGAGAUCCCCGCGCAGGAGGGACUCCAAAGCCAUCCCAGGGUGCUCUGAGGAGGAAAGAGCCAGCCUGUGCCGGGAAGGCGGCCGGAGUUUGAGGGGGAGCUCCAACCUGGUGGUCCCUGAGCAACCUCCCAGCAGGGAGAAGCCCUUCAUGUGCUUGGAAUGUGGGAAGAGCUUCAGGAAGAGCACCCACCUUCUCACCCACCAGCACAUCCACACUGGAGAGCGUCCCUACACAUGUGGAGAAUGUGGGAAGAGCUUCAGUGACAGCUCCACCCUCCGCACCCACCAGCACAUCCACACCAGGGAGCAUCCCUACACAUGUGGGGAUUGUGGGAAGAGCUACAGCCUGAGCUCCAGCCUCCGCACCCACCAACGCAUCCACACUGGGGAACGUCCCUACACAUGUGGGGAAUGUGGGAAGAACUUCAGUGACAGCUCCCACCUCCGCACCCACCAGCUCAUCCACAGCAGGGAACGGCCAUACAAGUGCUUGGAAUGUGGGAAGAGGUUUCAGACCAGCUCCAAUCUCCUCCUGCACCAGCGGACGCACACGGAUGAGAGACCCUUCCGCUGCACUGACUGUGGGAAGGGCUUCAAACUGAACUCCCACCUUGUCAGGCACCGGCGCAUCCACACUGGGGAGAGGCCCUACAAGUGUGGGGAGUGUGGGAAGACCUUCACCCAGAGCUCUAACUUGACCUCACACCAACGGACCCACAGAUAAGUGAAGCCCUACCAGUGCCCUGACUGCGGGAAGAACUUCGACCUCUGCUUCCACCCCGAAUGAAGCCCCUGAUGGUGAGGCAACCCCUGGAGUCCAGUGACUGUCAGUCCAUCCCUUUCGACCAGAAUGGGCCAGUCCCCUUUCACAGGGGCAGGUUCUUCCAACAGAACCCUUCUUGGGGGGUCAGUCCUGGAGGUUGAGA